UUGGUUCUAACACUCUAUAGAAUUUAUGAAAAAAAACACUUUAUAUAGAUGUGUAUAUUUUUUGUGAAAAUCUCACUGCAAGGAAAAGUAUCUUGUUACUAUUUUUCUACUUUCCAUUUUCUUGGCAGAUACGAAGUAACCUAUUUUUAAAAUAUUGUAUAUAGUUAUUUAAAAUAAAAAAUUGUAUUAAAUCUAUAAUAAAAAAACAAUACCUAUACAACGUCAAAAUUUGCAGUAUUGGCGACAUUUCCACAAUAUUGGAAACUUUGGAAAAAUGUUGUCAUUGAUGCUGUAAAUCCAGAUGCUGCAAAAAGUUGAUUUUCUACGUCGAAAUGGAAGCAUACAAUUCUCAUUUCAAAAUAAUUAAAUAUUUCGCAAGUAUUCUAGGGUUAUGGCCCAGUCAAUCGAAAUUUAUGAAAUAUUCAAUGACCACUUUUGCUUGGCUUCUCCUUAUGAGUCUUCUGAUAGCGCAAUUGCUGGCUAUAAGAAAUGUUUAUGAAAGCCUGGACCUUUUGAUUAUUUGGAUGCCACCUUUCAUUGUGAAUAUUUUUGUUAUUUGUUACUUAACAACCGCUUGUGUCAAAAGAAAUAAGUUAGAACUAAUUUUCUCAAAAAUGAAGGAGAAUUAUCUGCAUUAUGAAUCGGAGUUAGAAUUCGAAAUUUUAGAGGAAUAUGGACUUCUUACAAAAAAUAUAAACAAAGUUGCAGUUAUUCUAUUUUAUACAUUCUCUACAGAAUAUAUUUUCUUCACACUUGUUCCAUGUUUUUUGGAUUUAAUAAGACCGUUAAAUGAAUCACGACCAAGAACUUUUAUAUUAAUUGCAGAAUAUUUUGUUAAUCCUAACGUUUUUAAUAAUUAUUUAGCAAUAUGGAUACAUCAAAUGCUCAUGACUACGUUACUAACUACAGUUAUAUUAACUAUUGAUGGAAUCUUCGAAGUUUUUAUCUUUCAUGCUUGUGGUCAAUUUGAAAUAUUAGGAUUAAAAAUAAAAAACAUGGUAAAAUUUGAUUACAACCAGUCUAAUUCUUUUGAGAAAAAUGUAAAAAAGGAAAUUCGAUUUUUUGUUCAAAAACAUCAAUCAGUUAUAAUGUUUGUAUUAAAAUCAAAUAACGUCAAAUGUAAAUUUUUCAAGAUCAUAAUUUUUUCAAUAAUCUUUUUAAGGUUAGUAAAUGAUAUCAGUGAUGUCUUUUCAUUCAUUUACUUUAUUGGUUUGGGAUUCAAUAUGAUAGUGAUAAGCUUCACAGGAGUUCAGAUAAUCAUGAAUCUUGGUAAUACGACUGAAACUACUAAAAUACUGUCAUAUAAUUUUAUUCUAAUUUUUCGACUAUUUUGUUUAACACUGCCAUGUCAAUGUCUAAUCGAUCAAAGUACUCUACUUUUUGAGAACAUAUAUGAAUGCUACUGGUAUAAUUUAUCUCCGCAGUCAAAUAAAUUGCUGGGAAUCUUAAUGCUGAUGUGUAUGAAACCCGUCACUUUUACAGCAGGAAAAUUGUACACUUUUUCAAUGAAUAGCUUUAGUAAUGUGGUAAGAACGUCCGUAUCAUAUUUUAUGGUCUUGUUGUCACUACGUGAAUAAUUGCACUUGUAUUACUCUUUUUCUUGGUGAAAUUUCCACGAAUGAUGCAGACAACUGCAUCUCAGUUUACAACGUUUAUCUUUCGUUUACUGUCAGUUAUUACAAAGUUACCUAU
This is a messenger RNA of Leptopilina heterotoma, 1692 nucleotides long. RefSeq names its product odorant receptor 94b-like. Lineage: Eukaryota; Metazoa; Arthropoda; Insecta; Hymenoptera; Figitidae. Gene Ontology annotation, biological process: detection of chemical stimulus involved in sensory perception of smell; sensory perception of smell. Bases 333 to 1577 code for a protein of 414 amino acids. Gene Ontology annotation, molecular function: odorant binding; olfactory receptor activity. The record is from RefSeq and is a predicted model, not a curated record. Gene Ontology annotation, cellular component: plasma membrane. The transcript is spliced from 9 exons.